Molecule: messenger RNA, 2787 nt
Organism: Anguilla anguilla (European eel)
Lineage: Eukaryota; Metazoa; Chordata; Actinopteri; Anguilliformes; Anguillidae
Gene: med17
Product: mediator complex subunit 17
Exons: 13
Coding region: 428-2362 (644 amino acids)
Biological process (GO): regulation of transcription by RNA polymerase II
Cellular component (GO): core mediator complex; mediator complex
Molecular function (GO): transcription coregulator activity
Source: RefSeq, a predicted model, not a curated record
GGUAAUGCACUUUCCAUGCAGAAUCAGGGCCGUUAAUAAAGAUCAUCAAAGAAGAAGAAGAAGCCGAAGAAGAAGAAUCAUCAGCUCCUGGCAGUGCGGGCGUGUUGACUAGUUUGCAAAAUCUUGUUAAAUGCAUAGUUCUGUUUAUAUUGUAGAGUACUGCAUUACCUAGCUACGCGUAAUAAUUAUUCGUUUUCAUUAGUUCAGGAAAGGAAGGUGAUUUAGCAAGGUUGCUAACUAGAGGUUUUCAUGUACGUUGCUAGCUAGUUACCUUUACGGCAACGGACAACAUUAGUAUUUUAGCGGUGAGCGUUCUUUAUUUUUCACUUUUCAGAGUCAGAUGCUGAGCGUCUAGUCGCUUAGCUAGUGACGUUUCUAACUCGGGUGAUAGACUGAGGUCGGCGAAUUAGUUUGAGCAGUGGCUAUCAUGUCGGGUGGUCCGGCAGUCCGCGUGAGCAUCGAGUCCUCCUGUGAGAAGCAGGUGCAGGAGGUCUCCUUGGAUGGGCAGGAGACGUACGUUCCGCCUCUCUCUAUGUCCCAGAACCUGGCCAAACUUGCUCAGCGUAUCGACUUUGGCCAGGGGUCCGACUCUGAGGAAGAGGGUGCCGUUGGAGAGUCCAGGGAACAAGAAUGGGGAAAACAGGAACCUGAAGAGGAGGAAGGCACAGUAAAGUUCCAGCCAUCGCUGUGGCCCUGGGAUUCUGUGCGUAACAACCUGAGAAGCGCACUGACGGAGAUGUGCGUGCUUUAUGAUGUUCUCAAUGUCGUCAAAGAGAAGAAGUACAUGGCCCUGGACCCAGUUUCACAGGACCCCACUGCUGGCAAGACCCCUCAGGUGUUUCAGCUGAUCAGUAAAAGGAAAUCUCUGGCCACAGCAGCACAGCUCCUCCUUAAGGGCGCAGAGAAGCUGAGCAAGUCGGUGGCUGAGAACCAGGAGAAUCGAAGGCAGAGGGACUUCAACUCUGAGCUUCUUCGUCUCAGGUCUCAGUGGAAGCUCAGGAAAGUGGGAGACAAGAUCCUGGGUGACCUCAGCUACAGAAGUGCAGGGUCCCUGUUUCCUCAUCACGGCACUUUUGAAGUGAUUAAAAACACAGACAUCGACUUGGACAAAAAGAUCCCUGAAGAUUACUGCCCUUUGAAUGUUCAGAUUCCUAGUGACCUGGAAGGAUCUGCAUACAUUAAGGUUUCGAUACAGAAACAAGCUCCUGAUAUUGGUGACCUUGGUACCGUGAACCUCUUCAGAAGACAGCCCAAGGCUAAAGCGGGAACUCAAGCCUGGCAUGUGAAGCUGGAAGCUGCCCAGAACGUCCUUCUCUGCAAGGAGAUAUUCGCUCAGUUGUCCAGGGAAGCCGUCCAGAUCAAGUCUCAGAUCCCACACAUUGUGGUGAAGAACCAGAUAAUAUCACAGCCAUUUCCAGGUCUGCAGCUGUCUAUCUCUCUGUGUCACUCCACCACUGGUGACAAGAAGAAUCAGAAAGCUUCACCAGAAAAACCCAAACCAGAUGAUCACCUCUAUGUUCUGGAACACAAUCUACACCAGCUCAUGAGAGAGUUUCAUAAACAGACUCUCAGCUCUGUGGUGAUGCCACACCCUGCUAGCGCCCCCUUUGGCCACAAGCGGCUCCGACUAGCUGGACCCAUGGCUUACGACAAAGCUGAAAUUGCCACCCUGCAGCAGAGUGAGGGGUUGCUGGAGAAGAUUAUCAAACAGGCCAAGCACAUCUUUCUCAGAAGCAGGACUGCACGGACAAUCGAUAGCCUGGCCAGUCGCAUAGAGGAUCCUCAGAUCCAGGCUCAUUGGUCCAACAUCAAUGAUGUGUACGAGUCUAGUGUCAAGGUGCUGAUUACCUCUCAGGGUUAUGAGCAGAUCUGCAAAUCUAUCCAGUUGCAGCUGAACAUCGGUGUUGAGCAGAUACGGGUGGUGCACCGGGAUGGACGUGUCAUUACCUUGUCCCACCAGGAACAGGAGCUGCAGGACUUUCUCCUCUCGCAAAUGUCUCAACACCAGGUCCAUGCAGUGCAGCAGCUGGCCAAGGUGAUGGGCUGGCAUGUUCUGAGCUUCAGUAACCACGUUGGCUUGGGUUCUGUGGAGAGCAUCGGGAAUGCCUCUGCCAUCACUGUGGCGUCUCCCAAUGGAGAGUACGCCAUCUCAGUGCGGAAUGGUCCAGAGAGCGGCUGCAAGGUUCUGGUCCAGUUCCCCCGGAACCUGUGCAAGGAGUUGCCCAAGAGUGACGUGAUCCAGGACAACAAGUGGAACCAUCUGCGUGGUCCGUACAAAGAGGUGCACUGGAGCAAGAUGGAGGGCCGCAAUUUUGUGUAUAAGAUGGAGCUCCUCAUGGCAGCCCUAACCCCCUGCCCUUAAACCCCCUCUGGCAAGUGGACUGAGGGUUGGAGGGGGGGGGGGGGUUCAUCAUAGAAAAUCACAACAGGAAUACUGUUUUGAUACUUUCUUCUCACUUGAACACAUUCAGUUGGCUGUAAAGUGUAUCGCACGUUACAAGCAUUCUUUCGUGGCAGUUAAGGAUAUUGCUGCCAGCUGAAUUUGAAUACGAGUGUGUGAAUAUGAGCAGCACAGUUACUGAUAUGAGUCGGCCCUUGUCCGGUGUCAUGUCUGCUGAGGUUAUAUGAGGUUUUGUAAUGUAUUUUCACACAAAAUAUUCAAAUACUGCUCCAAGUUACAAAAUAUUUGUAAAAACAUUAUAACUUGGGCAUAUCACCUGACCAUAGUUUUAAGCAAUACAUGUCUUAUAUUGGAGCACUGAAAAUAAAUGUCUUGAAUUCAUAUUU